AUGGCGAACUCAUUGAACCUCUUCCACUCUACCUCCAGAGCACAAAUCUGGGGGUUACCAGGGCCCGGAAAAGCAGCUUCCUUGCGGUUCCCAGGAGCUCAAACCUCCCGGAGUGACUGGGCUAGUGGACCAGACUCGGUGAAUUUUCUAACCCUUGCGGGGCUACGGUACGCAUGCGCCAUGGUGUACUGGUCUGUGGUGUACCUGAGGGCCUCAUAUGCCGCGAUUUGGGACUGGGACUGGGACGGGGAGCGCAGCGAGCAAGCGUGCUGGCAUGGAGCCUUGGGCGCCUACCUUCAAUGUAAAUCAAUACAGGUUAGCGCAAACCUGUGCAGUUCGUGUCAGCCUGAAGUGAAGAGACCGACAAGCGGACACCUGCAGCAGGAUGCUGCAGACAGCCUCGAGGUAGAAUGUCUCUAUAGGCUGAAACAAACUGUGAGCGGGGCCGCUGGCUUCAGGAAGCUCUAGGUGCAUUCACAUCACUCGGCCUCCAGCGUGUUCAUCUCGAGUCUCCGAGUCAAGGUAUCUUGGCAGGCGUUAUCUCUCAAAGUCAUCCUUCCUCAGUGCCCAGACCUAGGCUGGUGUCAGCAUUCCACAUGUGCCCCAGCUUACCAACACC
Molecule: messenger RNA, 619 nt
Organism: Tilletiaria anomala UBC 951
Lineage: Eukaryota; Fungi; Basidiomycota; Exobasidiomycetes; Georgefischeriales; Tilletiariaceae
Exons: 3
Coding region: 1-468 (155 amino acids)
Source: RefSeq, a predicted model, not a curated record